Molecule: messenger RNA, 372 nt
Organism: Paracoccidioides brasiliensis Pb18
Exons: 2
Coding region: 1-372 (123 amino acids)
Source: RefSeq, a predicted model, not a curated record
AUGCCUUCAGGCGUCAAAACCAUUGGUCACGAGCUUUCGUGGUAUAAGAAUGGCGUUCUCCCAUAUAACCAUCCACUCAUCUCUCUGCUAAGAAGCCGUAGCCUUCCACCUUACCAUCAUUCCAUAUCCGUCAUGAAGACCAGCAGCGGUAGGAAUCCAGCCAAAAGCAAGCUAGACACAUUGUCUCCUCUUAUUUUCCAUGUUUCACUGACCGAAUGUACCCAGAAAAUGGGGACACCUGACAUUCUUGACUUUGGUGUUCAAGGCCAUGUUCUCCGCCUCCAAAUGAGCAAUAUCCAUAUCCUUGAGGUCUAUGAUCUCGACACUCUCCUCCCGCUCCUACUUCCUAGCUUUGCCAGGCUGUUUGAUUAA